UCAUGCUAAUGAUUUAUAGCAGUAGCAGUGCGUCUUGUCUUCUUCUCAUCCUGCUCUAUUUAUCCUCCAGCCCCUCUGCACUCAGCUGUCAGCUCGACUUCAGAAAGAUAACACACCACACUGCUUUAAUGGGGCGAUCACCAUGCUGUGAGAAGAUUGGCCUGAAGAAAGGUCCAUGGACGCCAGAGGAGGAUCAGAAGCUGCUUGCCUACAUUGAGGAGCACGGGCAUGGGAGCUGGCGAGCACUGCCUGCGAAGGCAGGCUUGCAGAGGUGCGGGAAGAGCUGCAGAUUGAGGUGGACAAACUACCUGAGGCCAGACAUCAAGAGGGGCAAGUUCAGUUUGCAGGAAGAGCAGACCAUCAUCCAGCUUCAUGCUCUUCUUGGUAACAGAUGGUCGGCCAUUGCAACACAUCUACCAAAGCGCACAGACAAUGAGAUCAAGAACUACUGGAACACACACCUCAAGAAGAGGCUGGCUAAGAUGGGGAUCGACCCUGUCACCCACAAAUCCAUCAGUGGCACUCUCACCAGCACCGCGGACGACAAAUCAGCUAAGGCAGCGGCAAGCCUCAGCCACAUGGCUCAGUGGGAGAGCGCCCGCCUCGAGGCUGAGGCACGGCUGGCUCGAGAAUCGAAGAUGCGAACAGCAGCACCGACACCAACCUCACUCCAUGCGCAGCAAACGAAUGUCCCUGCCUCCACUGCUUCUCCAUGCCUUGACGUGUUGCAUGCAUGGCAGGUUGCAAAGAUAGACCUGGAUUCACCUACCUCCACACUGACGUUUACAGGGAGCAAUAGUGGCAUGCUGCCAACCCCCAGGAUCAACAGACUAGAGGUAUCAGAAAGCAACUCUGCAAUGUGGCAGAGGAGUGAUGAGCUCGAGGGUGAAGAAAGCGAUUGGCAGUUCUUCAGCAAGCACCAGCAAGUGCUGGGACUGGAAGGCAAGGAGAAGGAAGAGGACUUCAUUGGCUGUGAGGAGGAGUGGUUCACAGGAAUGGCUGGGGUUGGAGCUGGCUUCACAGGCAUGCUGCUUGAUGGAUCCAAUGAGCAUGACGCAUCAGAAUGCUGGGGUGAGUCCAGCAAUGGCCAAACUGAGCACAGCAACCAAGCAUCAGAUGAGGAGGACAAGAAUUAUUGGAAUGGCGUCCUCAGGAUGGUGAACUCAGAGCUGCCACCCCAGUCACCCCCAUUGGUCUAGAAUAUAGUCACCUCCAGUUUUUUUUUCAAGGGCUUCUGAAGAAAAUCUAGUGGAUCAUGACAAGUCAAAAGCGAAGCAGAAAGAGCGCUACAAAUAAAUGCUACAACUGCUGCAACAGUAUGAAUUUUUUUUCUCCAUGCAUGUGAAAGUGAAAUAAUUAGCUAUUGUGUGGAUGCAGUAAAUAAAUUAUAUCACUUUAUGUCAGUUCAUCUUUUGUUGGCCUAGU
Messenger RNA from Panicum hallii, 1425 nucleotides. RefSeq names its product transcription factor MYB106-like. NCBI's taxonomy places the organism in Eukaryota, Viridiplantae, Streptophyta, Magnoliopsida, Poales, Poaceae. The transcript is spliced from 3 exons. The coding region runs from base 3 to 1199 and encodes 398 amino acids. The record is from RefSeq and is a predicted model, not a curated record.